Molecule: messenger RNA, 4281 nt
Organism: Poeciliopsis prolifica (blackstripe livebearer)
Lineage: Eukaryota; Metazoa; Chordata; Actinopteri; Cyprinodontiformes; Poeciliidae
Gene: crhr2
Product: corticotropin-releasing factor receptor 2
Exons: 12
Coding region: 1-1338 (445 amino acids)
Biological process (GO): cell surface receptor signaling pathway; long-term synaptic potentiation; adenylate cyclase-modulating G protein-coupled receptor signaling pathway
Cellular component (GO): axon terminus; plasma membrane; dendrite
Molecular function (GO): peptide hormone binding; corticotropin-releasing hormone receptor activity; G protein-coupled peptide receptor activity
Source: RefSeq, a predicted model, not a curated record
AUGCCCGUGAACGCCACUGGGCUCAGUGCGCGCAUCUCUGCUCCAACUUCAAACAGGUCCCGUCAGCUUACUGGAAAGCAGACGGCUUUCACGAUGGAUGCUUCCGUUUAUGAUAUCAUACUGGGAGAGCUUGAGGAGCUGAACUGUAGUUUGAUAGAGCAUUUUCAAGACACUUUUUAUGAAAACGCUUCAUUGGCUCUGCUGAGCGCUGAUGGUUUAUAUUGCAAUGUCACUACUGAUGAAAUUGGAACCUGCUGGCCGCGGAGUAGCACUGGCAGGAUUGUGGAGAGACCGUGUCCUGCUUACAUCAACGGAGUAAAGUACAACACAACGAGAAGUGCUUACAGAGAAUGCCUGGAUAAUGGUACAUGGGCAUUGAAGAUCAAUUAUUCCAACUGUGAGCCCAUUUUGGAGGAGAAGAGAAAAUAUCCCAUGCAUUACAAGAUAGCUCUGAUCAUCAACUACCUAGGCCACUGUAUUUCUGUGGGAGCCCUAAUCGUGGCUUUUAUUCUCUUCUUAUGCUUAAGGAGCAUACGGUGUCUUCGAAACAUUAUCCACUGGAAUUUGAUCACCACCUUCAUAUUGAGGAACGUUAUGUGGUUCUUGCUUCAGUUGAUUGACCACAAUAUCCAUGACAAAAAUGAGCCUUGGUGUCGAUUGAGUACGACAAUAUACAACUACUUUGUUGUGACCAACUUCUUCUGGAUGUUUGUUGAAGGAUGCUAUCUUCACACUGCUAUUGUUAUGACCUAUUCUACUGAUAAACUGAGAAAGUGGGUUUUUCUUUUCAUUGGUUGGUGCAUUCCGUGUCCAAUAAUUGUGGCUUGGGCUAUCGGAAAAUUGUAUUAUGAAAAUGAAAAAUGCUGGUUUGGUAAAGAGCCUGGGAAAUAUAUGGACUACAUUUAUCAGGGACCAAUUAUUCUUGUGCUUCUGAUAAACUUUGUUUUCCUCUUCAACAUAGUACGGAUUCUCAUGACCAAACUGAGAGCUUCAACCACAUCAGAAACAAUUCAGUACAGAAAGGCUGUGAAAGCCACACUCGUCUUGUUACCUCUGCUGGGAAUCACCUACAUGCUGUUUUUUGUCAAUCCGGGGGAGGACGACAUCUCUCAAAUUGUUUUCAUCUAUUUUAACUCCUUUUUACAGGCUUUCCAGGGAUUCUUUGUGUCAGUCUUUUACUGCUUUCUAAAUGGAGAGGUCCGUUCUGCAGUGAGGAAACGGUGGCACCGUUGGCAGGAUAACCAUGCUCUUCGAGUGCGAGUGGCACGAGCCAUGUCCAUCCCCACAUCGCCGACCAGGAUUAGCUUUCACAGCAUCAAACAGACCACAGCUUUGUGAGCGUGGGAAUAAACUUCAUCCCUUCUGACAUGCUCAUCCACAAAACACAGAACAGCCUUCAUAAUUUUGGUUCAGCAUUCUAAAUUAGGCUGAGUACUUCACAGUAAACUGCUUAGUGUUGUGUGCCUAAGUCAACAAGACACUCCUUUUUACUGCUGAGGUUUCAAAUUCUCAUAAAUUAGUUUGUUAGACGAUGAAUUGUUUUAUGAAAAUGUCCAGUGUGUAAAGUACACAAUUUGAAAGUCUUUGAAGAGUGUUUUGCAGCAAAGACGCCAUUCUUCAACAAAGUAGGUCUUGUUUUGUUUUCAAUUUCUGUCAAAUAGCUGCUUAGUGGUUAUUUAUGGGAAGACAAGAAUUUAGAAUUUGCAACUCAUACACUCAUAGACAGGAUAUUCUUGUUAUGCUGAAAGAGUGCAAUCGAUAAAACUUGAAUUGUAAUUGACCACAAUGCAGCCACUUGUCUGCCAAAACAACCAUUUGAUCAGAAACAAAGAAAACCUAACUUUAAAAAAAAACAAAAAACUAAAAAUAGUUAUUUUGGAUGGAGGGGGUAAAAGGGAAAGUUUUGUCUAAUUCUGUUCUGCUUUAGAUGUUAUCCCGGCAUUUGUUCACAUAAUUUUACAUUCACCUUUCCUCUUGCUAUUUGUUCCCAGCAUUUUUAUUUCUCCUGUGUGCAAAAACAUACAAGAGGGUACUGUCAGAAAGAAUUGUUUACUUCAGGACAUGUUUUAUGCCACUUUUUCUCCAAUCCCAAGUUCAAUCUCGAGUCCAGACAAGCAAAUCUAAGAUUAGCUAUUAUUUUAAGAAGUGAAAGUGAUUCUUAGCCAUUUAUGCAAUAUUUGCAUAUAGAGUACAAAGUGUUGUGCACGGACUUAUCAUGCAUGUGAAGUGAAAGCAGAUUAAAUUCUUUUUGGCUUUAUGAAAUCCUUGUGGCUUUCUCAUAAUCGGUGUCGCAACUAAGCUUUUGCUGCUGAAGAGGGGAAGCCUGAUGGAGAGGGAACCAGUCACAUCCCUAAAGACGUGCUUCGGUCAGGUCAGCGUAUUCUCUCAAUGUAAUGCCAGCUUUUACGUCUCACAAGGCUUAUCCCACAAAGUCAUGGAAACAGCCACGCUUUGGUAUUUGCCCCAAAAAACUUUUUGCUGAGGGAUUAAAAGAGGAUGAGAAUUAUUGUUUUUUUGGAAGAGAUUACAAAAAUAAAAAGCAUGUAUUUGAAGAUCUAAAAUGCUACUGAUGUUUAAGCCUGAGUCAUUAGAUCAUCUGCUUAAUUCUCUGCAGUUGUUGAAAGUGUAGAAACGAGAUUUUCAAAAAUAAUUGUAUUAAUUUUUUAAUUUCUGUUAAUACUCCAAGUAAGCGCUUACCAGUUUUCUGUCAUUUGUUUAUGUCACACAGUGCGUCAGUUAAAUUGCUAAAUUUAUACAUGUGUAUCUCAGUACAUUUUUUAUUUAAAGUAUUUAUUUUUGGUUGUUUUGAUUAUUAUGGUUUAUUGCAAGUGAAAACCCACAUUUCAGUUUCUCAGAAAACUGAAGACCAAAAUAUAUUUUAUUUAAAAUAGACAUGUUGACUGACUAAAAACUUUGUCCACUACAAUAUGCGAGUUCAUUACUACGAGGUUUGUUUUUGCAUUGAAUUAGAACGUAUCUCAUCUAGAUUCAUGGUCCGCUAGUCCUGCUUGUCUUCUGGGCAAUACUCUAUAGGUUGUUUUGGGAUUAGGUCAAACCAGUUUGUCACAUCAAGCACAAAGACAUUAUGAUUAUUAGUGUGGUCACUUCUGACUUUGAAAGAAACUCAGCAUCUCCAUAAGGUUUGUCAGAAUAGGAAAGCAUGAAGUGCUCUAAAAGUGCUAUAUGUAAGGGUCUGCUGACUUUGGAUAAUAGACCAACAGUGAUACAUUAAAGAGCUUUUUCUUUCCAAUAAAUUCUUGAAUAAAUCACUUUGUGAAAGAGCCUGCGUGUUUGGCAAAGAUCUUUUUUGACUUGCGAGGAAGAUGUUAGUGGCCUGUUACUCAACAACAGUCAUAUCAGCAGUCCUGACAAUAACUAUGAAGGCUAUAAGACGAAUUUAAACGAGGCAUAAGAUCAUUCUAUAAGAUAACCUGCUCUCAAAUUAUUUUUAAUUAGCGGUAUCUAAUAAGAUUUUUGGAGAAAAUGGGCUUUCAUUACCUGUACGGGAUAAUCAAUAAAAAUUAACACUUUAAUACAUUAACACUAGUAGUUUUACCUUUUUUGGAAUAGAUUGGUGAAAUAAGAUAACUUUUUGAUAAUGUUCUAAUUUAUUGAGAGACACCAUGCUUUCUGGAGUGUACAUUGUGGGGUCUUGGUAAAAGUUUGACCAAAAACUGUGUUUAAAUGGCAUGUAUAAAAAAUAAAAUAUGUAACCAUCUGUUUAUGUAAAAAUGUGCUUUUCAUUGUUAUCUUUGUAAACUUGUGUUAAACUAAAGCUAAUUUGUUAUUGCUGUUCUGUUCGACUACACUAAUAGUGGUUAGUGUAGAAACUAUCUACCCCAGACUGAGUUGUAAAUAUUAAAUCUGCUUCAUUUCAGAGUCACAACAUGUGAAGCUGUACUACAGCACAUCUUUUCAUGAUUCCUACUAGUUAGAUAAAGUUAAAAGGACUACAUGAUGCUACUGUUGUAAAAAUGUGAAAUAAUCUUAUAAAAACAUUUAUUUAAACUCACCAAAGAGAUAACCUUUGUUUACUAACUUACACUUUUUAUUGUCUACAUAUUUAUAUUGUUGUCAGUGGAAUAUAGUUAUUGAAUCUGUUUUUAACAUGAUUUUUUUUACAUCAAUUUCUGAACAUGAAGUGUAAUCCACAAAGUCAGAUGUCAGAUCUGUAGAUUUUAAGGAAGCUACCCAUACUGCCUUACAAAACAACAAGAAAUGUAUUUUUGUGAAAAGGAAGUCGUCUCUACUGGUUCCAAUAAAAUAUUCUGUGUUAUUGUG